This is a messenger RNA of Aureobasidium namibiae CBS 147.97, 1137 nucleotides long. RefSeq lists its product as uncharacterized. Bases 1 to 1137 code for a protein of 378 amino acids. NCBI's taxonomy places the organism in Eukaryota, Fungi, Ascomycota, Dothideomycetes, Dothideales, Saccotheciaceae. The transcript is spliced from 4 exons. The record is from RefSeq and is a predicted model, not a curated record.
AUGUCCGCUCACUAUCCAGUGAUAUAUUCGGCACGCGCCAUGCACCGUAUACUCACCAACGCUUGUCUCGCUGGCGAGGACAUCGACGAGCUGGAGAAAAAGGCCCUCAGCAGAUCGCACACCGCACACGAUCUGAUCGAAAUCGCACCCGAAGAUGAAGACCGUCUCCACAACUGGGAUCUACAACACACAACGGUUCGCUCAUACCCCAACCCACUUUCCGCAGAACGUCACCGUGCGAUGAUUGCCGUCACCCCUCACUUUGGCAUGGCUCUCUCUGCCGUUGAGCAGCAAGAUGUCGCCCGUCAAGAAGAAGCUGCUCGUCAACAAGCUGAGAUCUUGCGUCAAUCAGAUGCUGCUGCCCGCCAACACGAAGCAGCCCGUCAACAAGAGUUCACCCGCCAGCAAGAACUCGUCCGUCAGCAGCAUCUCGCCCAACCAAACUCUUUCAACACCACAAUCUCACCACCAGAACUCGCACACAACGUCAGAUUGGUUUACAAGAUGCCCUCGAGCUACUCCACCGAGAUCAACAAGCUCUGUCGCCAUGAGUCUUGGCGGAUUGGUUGUCUGUCUUGUAAACAGCAUCACACCAAACGCCAGUGCGCCGAGGCCGAAGCGAAGCUGAGACAUGUCAGAGGACUUCUGAAAGUCUUGGACGACACCAAACAGCAGUCAAAGCGCCUCGAGGCUGAGAAACAAGACGCUCUAAGCCGCCAAACUUCUUUACAGACACUCGUGCAGGGCUUGAUGGAUGCCUCCGGUAUCGUGGCUCAGAAGAUUCGGAGAAUCUCUGAUGAGAAUGAGCCCGACAUGCUCGCGAAUGCCUUCGAAGAUGAUGCCGCCUGCCGCGAACAGGAAACGGACGAUCUUUGGGGUUCCAACUGUCCUAAGUUCAAGACAGAAGACUCUACUCGCACCUCUUGGUUUAAAGGUCUGGAUCGAACCAAGAUUCCCGCCAACCCCGACUACCUUGUCAACAAUCCCAUCGGCCUAGAAGUCUUUCUGAGACUCACCAAACACAGAACACUCUCACACCCAAUGUCGGCAAUCGGACUGCACCCCGGACCUGCCUUUAUGAGCUAUGGUAGCGCUGUUGCCAAGUAUGGCCCACCUAAGGCUCCUGGCAAAGACUAG